CGCCCCUCCCCGGGUGGCCAGCCGGCGUCCCGUCGGGCGCCACGCGGGGUCAGCGCGGGGUCAGCGUGGGGUCAGAGGGCCAGGCGCGCUGCGGUUCCGCCGGCUCUUCGGCUCCCCGGCUCCGCGGCCCGGCCGGGCGGGCGCAAGGCAGGAUGUACACGCUGCUGUCAGGCCUGUACAAGUACAUGUUCCAGAAGGAUGAGUACUGCAUUCUGAUCUUGGGUCUGGACAACGCCGGGAAGACGACCUUCUUGGAGCAGUCAAAAACCCGGUUCAACAAGAACUACAAGGGGAUGAGUCUGUCCAAAAUCACUACCACUGUGGGCCUAAACAGAAGCACCCCAGAAGGGUCUUCCAGCUGGGGGCUGCCUCAAGGUGGCCAGGUGCCCGCGGCUCAGCACCCCGUUCUGCUCCCGCCCAGUACUACGCGGAGUGCCACGGCGUCAUCUACGUCAUCGACUCCACGGAUGAGGAGCGGCUGUCCGAGUCCAAGCGAGCAUUCGAGAAGAUGGUCACAAGCGAGGCGCUGGACGGUGUCCCCAUCCUGGUGCUGGCCAACAAGCAGGACAUUGAGACUUGCCUCUCCAUCCCCGACAUCAAGACUGUGUUCAGCGACUGCGCCUCCAAGAUCGGCAGGCGCGACUGCCUGACCCAGGCCUGCUCGGCCCUCACGGGUAAGGGGGUGCGCGAGGGCAUCGAGUGGAUGGUGAAGUGCGUCGUGCGGAACGUGCACCGGCCGCCGCGGCAGCGGGACAUAACAUAGGAGCAGCCGGCCCAGAGCGCCCGCCGCUCGUCCUGAAGAGCUCCUGCUGAUUCCGCCGCUGAUCCCCCCGGGGGCUGGGUUGGCUUUGCCUUGUGGUGGUUCUACUUGCUUUGUUUUUCUUCUAAGACAAACUUUUCUCUGUAUCCAGAAAAGCGUAGGCAUCCAGAGGCUUCUUCUGCCGAGGGGAGCUGGGGUGGCAGGGACCCCACCAGACCCUCACAUCGGGCCUGGGCCCCGCCCCCAAGGCCCAGUUUUGGGGUCCCGGGGUGAGGCCUUGGCAGGCCACCACUCCCUUUGGAGCUGCUGCUCCAGCAGUCCUGCCGGCCUGGACCCUCGUGGGGCCUUGUGGGGCAGCUGCUUGGAACUGGGUUUUUCCAGAGGUGUGGGGCCUUUCACAGCGCCCAGGGCUACAUCAUGCCCACGGAGGGGGCCGGGGGGCCAUGGCUGUCCUCAGCCUCUGUCUCCUCUGAUCCUGGAGGCGGACUGGGGGGCUGGUGUCAGCUUCAGGAAGACCUGGGCUUGCCUCCGUCCCUGUCCUGAUGCAGCCUCAGGACAGGGCAGGGGAGACCUGCCUGGGAGGCUGUGUGCCCCCUCCACUGGCCCAGCCACCUUGUUUUGAUCCCCAGCAAGGACGGUAAAGCUAGGCGGUUGUGCUGGGAGUGGGCAUCACCCCACCCCCCACCCCCCGCAAGCCUGCCUGCCACCCACCUAGGAUGACCACAGUUACCACCUCUGGGGUGGGCUGGUGGCGUGCUGGGCCUGCGCUUCCAGCUGGCGGUGAAGGGCGGGGUCCCCCUCAGGGCUGGGGUGAGCCAUCUAGAAAGCCCUUUCCAGGCCUGUGUCCAGGAGCAGAGGCCCUCCAGGCAAGACUGGUCCUCAGGACCCUCCCACACGGCCCCUGCAGGAGCUGCCAACCCCCCAUGAGCCUAGCUGUGGGUGAAAUAAAGACAGUUGGAGUGGCUCCUGUCCACUGUUCCUCCA
Molecule: messenger RNA, 1744 nt
Organism: Lagenorhynchus albirostris (white-beaked dolphin)
Lineage: Eukaryota; Metazoa; Chordata; Mammalia; Artiodactyla; Delphinidae
Gene: ARFRP1
Product: ADP ribosylation factor related protein 1
Exons: 7
Coding region: 153-650 (165 amino acids)
Biological process (GO): intracellular protein transport; protein localization to organelle; Golgi to plasma membrane protein transport
Cellular component (GO): Golgi apparatus
Molecular function (GO): GTP binding; GTPase activity
Source: RefSeq, a predicted model, not a curated record